GUCUCGUUUGGUCUCGUCCCCACCCCCUUCCUUCCUCCUUGCCGUGCCACUCUCCUCCGACCGUGCAAUAACCUCCUCCCCUAGCUGAAUAGACUCUCCGAUCGCAUGGGGGCCAUAAGUCUUCCAUGUGUGAUGAUAGUUCAGGUCGCCUGCUUCCAGGGUAUGCGACCCUGCUGACAGCCACCGAUCAUAAUCCUUCUCCUAUUGCUUUUCCCCUAAGCUUCGCAGAUCUAGCGCCCUGACGCCAGCCAUCGCCUUUGAAAUCAAUCAUCACUUGCUUCUACACCUCCGCUUUUCUUUUACCGCGCUUCUGACUGUUGCCGAUCGACUGAUACUCGGGAUUGGUACGCCGAGUCAGCCUCGCGAGGGACCAACCCCGGCCGCGUUUUCCAUUUCUUUCCGGCCUGCUGCUCGUGCUUCUUAAUCCACCCCAGUACAUCACCGUCAGGAUGAAGCACAUCGGCAAAACCGGCCGGGACAACCUGGGUGCCGCCAUCUCGAUGCUGGCGCUGGCGGUGGUCUCGGUCGCUCUCCGGUUGGUGGUGAGAAUCAUGACUCGACAAUGGUCUCCCUUGUCCGACGGCCUGCUUGUGUUAUCGCUGGCAUGCAUGGCGGUGUUUGCGGCUUUGUUAAUCCAGUAUAUUGUCGCGGGACCCGGCCCAGGCACUUUCGACCUGAACGAAUUCGCCGCCGAUGCAGACAUUGGGGGUAUGGUAUGGGCCAAGGCAUUUCUAAAGACACUCUACGUCGCCGACCUUUUCUUCAUGGCGACCAUCAGCUUUGUCAAAUUGUCGGUACUCGCCUUCCUGCACAGUCUCUUCAAGAUUUCAAAGAUAUACCGCAUCUUGAACUAUGUGACAGCCGGCCUCUGCGUUGCUUGGUUCCUCAUUGUUCUCUUCGUCAACAUUUUCCAGUGUCAUCCCAUCCACAUGUUGUGGGAUGCGAUGGGCGCUGCGGAAUACUGUAUUGCCAGUGGUCGGCUCUGGCUAGGGAUGGAGCUUACGAACCUGUUCCUCGACGUUAUGAUCUUGUUUCUGCCCGUGUAUGUGGUGACGAGGCUUCAACUCAGUCGCACGCGCAAGAUCCAGGUUACCGGUAUAUUCCUCUUGGGUGGACUGGUCUGCAUUGCCAGUAUCUGCAAGCUCUCCUAUCUGUGGAUUCCAGCCACGCCGCAGGUGGUCCGGGCCCCCGAGACAAUGGUCUGGUCAUCAGUCCAGCUGGGUGUGGCCACGCUCUGCGCCUGUCUACCAACCUACGCCCCAUUAUUCCGAGUCGCCCGGGGAAAGAUGUCUACGGGGAAGUCGCCCACGCCCCCAUAUCCCUACGGAAGCGACAACACGCCGCGCAAUGCUCCGGCAGGUAAGAGCGCACCCUAUCGACGGGUGGAAGAUCCGCUGCUGAGUACCCAGCAGACGGAAAUCACGCGCGGGGAUGGCGAGUCGUACAAGAUGGACCAGCUCGGCCCCUGCCAUAUCUACGUGAAGCAGAGUGUAGACGUUGACGUGGUCUAG
Molecule: messenger RNA, 1511 nt
Organism: Aspergillus vadensis CBS 113365
Lineage: Eukaryota; Fungi; Ascomycota; Eurotiomycetes; Eurotiales; Aspergillaceae
Exons: 4
Coding region: 450-1511 (353 amino acids)
Source: RefSeq, a predicted model, not a curated record